Syngnathus acus (greater pipefish) is the source of this 1852-nucleotide messenger RNA. RefSeq names its product tumor necrosis factor b (TNF superfamily, member 2) (gene tnfb). Gene Ontology annotation, biological process: immune response. The transcript has 3 exons. Gene Ontology annotation, cellular component: membrane. Gene Ontology annotation, molecular function: tumor necrosis factor receptor binding. Bases 145 to 930 code for a protein of 261 amino acids. Lineage: Eukaryota; Metazoa; Chordata; Actinopteri; Syngnathiformes; Syngnathidae. The record is from RefSeq and is a predicted model, not a curated record.
AUUGUGACAUCAUGGGAGUUUCCCAUCCUGCACAGACAAUAAAAGAACAGGCCUUCUGACAGACACUUCACUCUCACCAGCGGGAGUAGAAGUGAUCCCAAAAGAGCGCUCAAAUCAAAUCAAAUCAAAUCAAAUCAAAUCAUCAUGGUGGCUUUGACUUCAACACCGGCCGACGUGGAAGCGGCAGUGGGUCUCCGGGAGGAGGAGAAGACGGUGGUGGUGGUGGAGAAGCGCUCGUACUCGGCCUGGAUGUGGAGGCUGUCUGCUGGCCUCCUAGUGGCUGCGCUGUGCUUGGGCAUGGUGCUGCUCUUCGCCUGGUACUGGCACGGACGAUCGGAUGGCAAGACGCCUUCGGUGGGCCCGACGCUGGCGCUGGUUGCCGACGAGGACAAGUCCGAUCCCCACCACACACUGAAGAAGAUCAGCAGCAAAGCCAAGGCGGCCAUUCAUCUCGAAGGUAUUCAUGAAGAAGGUGACAGCGUAAAGGAAAAGCUGCAAUGGCGUAACGGCCAAGGUCAGGCCUUCGCGCAGGGCGGCCUGACCCUGCACAACAACCAGAUCGUGGUGCCGCACACCGGCCUCUACUUCGUCUACAGCCAGGCGUCCUUCCGCGUCUCCUGCAGCGAAGACGGCCUGGAACACGACACGGCGUCUCCGGGGAAGCGCCUGGCGCCCCUCAGCCACCGCGUGUGGCGCUACUCGGACUCUGUGGGCAGCAAGGCCUCGCUGAUGAGCGCCGUACGCUCGGCGUGCCAGCAAAGCACGUCCGUCGAGGAGGAUCAGCGCUACAAGCACGGCUGGUACAACGCCUUGUACCUGGGGGCCGUCUUCCAGCUCAACAAAGACGACCAGCUGUGGACCGAGACCAACCAACUGUCCGAGCUGGAGACGGACGGCGGCAAGACCUUUUUCGGCGUCUUCGCCCUCUGACCAACUCUACGGCUGUGUUCGAAAUCACUCCGGUUUCACGUGAACUUUGACAAAGUGAUUUGCCGGCACUCGAUGAAUCGCUUCCGCCGUUUAUAAAAAUCUUUAUAUUGAGAUUAGAGCAUCGAUAAGGAUGAACGAUUCCAAACGCAGUCUCUGCCUUUAUUCAUCGUACAACGGUGAUUGAGAACUGCUUCAAUCUCAAUGGAGAUGACCUCGAGCGGAUGCCAUCUUUGUACGAACUGCAACAGUUUGCAACUCCAUUUGCGCUAUUUAUUUUUUUACAUUUAUUUUAUAUUUUUUAAUAAGUUAUUUGCAAUGUCACGUUUGGAAUGUGGACUCUCGUGUGUCUUGUCUGGUACAAAUAAAAACGCACUCACUUACAAGAGGGGGAAGUUGUCAAACUGCUUCAGCCGGCCAGACACACACACACACACACACACGGAUCACAAAUCCCUACAUGGGGAGCAAACAGUCCCUUUGUCUGGUCAAAAUUGGGAAUUUCCUCUAUCUUUAAGAGUGCAGUGUCAGGUGAAGGCCCACAGAAGCCUCAACCCACAGUGGGGUUUCCCAACCCUCUCACCAUCCUACGUGUUACCUACCACACAUACCAACCACCUCUGUAAGUCAGCUGUGUGUGUGAGCGGAUGUGUGUGUCAUACAAACCACUGGUUACACAGACAUUCUAUACCAAGUAAAAAAAAUACUUGGGCUUAGGUGUUCACCAAAAAAUGAGGCACAGGAAGUAGCAUACAUGAGAGACCAGCUGUCACAAAAAUUCAAUACGUGUAGAAAUCAUUGCAUGUAGAAAUGUUCUAGCUGAGAUUUGACAUAUUUCGCAGCCUUUUCAACCUUUUUGUAUUUCGAUAUGUGGGUCAAAGACUACCCGUCAAUGACAGAACAUUUCGUCAGAAGGUCACGUGAA